AUGAAACGCCCGUCUUUUUGUUUGAACUCCUCGCUUUUAGGACGAACCAAUAUGCCCCAGAACGAGUUUAUUGAGCUACAUCAGAAACGACACGGAGUUCGUUUUGAUUACUAUGAGAGAAAGAGAAAGAAGGAAGCACGAGCAGGUCACGAAAAGGCAAAAUACGCAAAGAAAGUGCAUGGAAUUAAGGGAAUUCUGCACAGUGCUCAACGAUACAAGGAGAAGGCGGCCAUGCGUAAAGAAAUCAAGAUGCACGAGGAGCGUUCGAACAAGCACGCCACUACGGACGCCACUCCCGAGGGAGCUCUUCCUGCCUACCUUCUGGAUCGUGAAGGAGUGUCUCGGUCAAAGAUUCUGAGCAACACAGUGAAGCAAAAGCGUAAGGAGAAGGCUGGAAAGUGGACGGUGCCGGUUCCGAAGGUGAACCCGAUCGCCGAUGCGGAGAUGUUCCGCGUUCUCUCGACAGGAAAACGGAAGCAGAAGCAGUGGAAGCGAAUGAUCACGAAAGUGACGUUCGUGGGCGAGGGCUUCACGCGGAAGCCUCCAAAGUACGAGCGCUUCGUUCGUCCGACAGGACUUCGGUUCAAGAAAGCGCACGUUACUCACCCCGAAUUGAAGACAACGUUCUAUUUGGAUAUUAUCGGAGUGAAGAAGAAUCCGCAGAGCAAAUUGUACACCGAGCUGGGAGUGAUCACGAAGGGAACGAUCAUCGAGGUGAAUGUGAGCGAGUUGGGAUUGGUGACGGAGUCGGGAAAGGUCGUAUGGGGCAAGUACGCGCAGGUAACGAACAAUCCGGAGAACGAUGGAUGUAUCAACGCGAUUUUGCUUGUGUAGUUUGGUUUAGA
Messenger RNA from Blastocystis hominis, 845 nucleotides. RefSeq lists its product as hypothetical. Lineage: Eukaryota; Bigyra; Opalinata; Blastocystidae. Gene Ontology annotation, biological process: maturation of 5.8S rRNA; maturation of LSU-rRNA. The coding region runs from base 1 to 834 and encodes 277 amino acids. The transcript has 6 exons. Gene Ontology annotation, cellular component: nucleolus; preribosome, large subunit precursor. The record is from RefSeq and is a predicted model, not a curated record.